This is a messenger RNA of Tyto alba (common barn owl), 7769 nucleotides long. It is a transcript of the gene CFAP96, whose product is annotated as chromosome unknown C4orf47 homolog. The coding region runs from base 461 to 1393 and encodes 310 amino acids. NCBI's taxonomy places the organism in Eukaryota, Metazoa, Chordata, Aves, Strigiformes, Tytonidae. The transcript is spliced from 8 exons. Gene Ontology annotation, cellular component: centrosome. The record is from RefSeq and is a predicted model, not a curated record.
CCCCGCAGCGGUUGGGCGGCGGCCGCUGGCGCUCCCCGCCGCCUCUCGCUCCUGCCGGCCGCGGCCUCCUUGCGAGUGAGGCGCUGGCUCCGGCAAGUAGGUGCCUGCCACUCGGUUCCCUCGUGGGUGAGCGGCAUUACCCUCCGCUGCCGCGCGUACCGCUGGGCCGGCGCUGGGCGGCGCGGUGCGCGGAGUUGGGCUUUCUGUCGCGUGGGCAGCCACCCGUAGCAGUACUUAAUCCAGUUUUUGGGGUAUCAGCGCUCUGUGGGAAAAUAUUUCCUCGCCUUUCCUACAGAUUCUUGGGGAGACGCUCCGGAACCGCGCCUGCCUGCCCGCUGACACCAGCACUGCUGUUGAUUCAAGGCCAGGAGGUGUGGACUGCUUAUAGACUUUUGCAGUAGAACAAAUAAGCAAGGAUACUUCAACCAUUUUAGUGCAGUGCACUGUCACAGGUCCAGCCAUGCCUGCAGAAGGGAAAAGUGAUAUGGAGAGGAUUGGCCUCUUCAGUGAAAUGGGUUAUGUUACCAUUGGAGAUAAAUAUAUAUCACAUUAUAUGCGCCCUUUUAACGAAGCUGCGGGCAAGAACAAACAGAUGUUACCAGGGGGGACCAAAACAUUGUCAGCUCUGCAGGCAGGUUACUUUGAGCCUCAGUUUGUGAGGAUUUUCAACGGUGAAGCCUACUCAAACUCUGUUCAGCUAAGGAGACGCUAUAGAUUGGCAGAAUCAAAGAAAAAUGUGGGCAAAGCUUUCCUUCCCAGCAAUGGAGACAAAUUGCCAUGUGGACUUGGCAGCUAUUAUGGAACCAUUGGAGGUUCGUAUGCGUACUUCAGUCCACAACUGAAAGCCAGAGAAAGAUACAUUCCUCCUGGAAAGAAUUUUUAUACUAAUCCAGGAAAGAAAGGAACUGGAUAUGGUUACGCAAACCUUACCAUAGGUGAACAAUAUGUGCAUGAACCUGAUGGGUAUGAAGUAGAAAGAAUAAAUGCAAAGAAAGCACGCGAGGAACAUAAACGGUUGGUUAAAGGAGGACCUUUCAAGUUAAAUCUGUAUCCCCAGGAGUAUUUUGACAUGAAUCCCUAUUUUAAUGACAAACCUUUGCCACCUGUGAAGAAGCAGCCUCCAGAGAAGCCAAUUGCACCACCUUUCAAACCAAGUUCUCCUGCUAAAAAGUCAGGGGGCAUGAAAGGAGGGACAUUUGACCCUUACCCAAGCUAUUCUGCUGACCCUUAUGUAAUUAAAAAAUCUAAUGCUGUCACAACUAAUAAACAACAACAGAUUUUUCAUCCUCCUGCUGGACCAAAAAGCAGACCUGUUAGAAGCAUAAUAACUUUAAAUGUCACAAGAUCAUUAAAUGUAAAGAACUACAAGACUGCACAGCUGACAACUUAUUAGGUACAAAAGGUGAAAUGAAGGGCACACAUUUUAGACUCUGUAAACUGUUAACAAAGCAAAUAAAAAUGUGAAAAGUGGAAUUCAAGUAUAUAGGGCAAUCCAAUCUGUUUAAUUAUUGAGAAUGCAAUCUUGUAUUUCUCAAUAUAAGGCUAUAAUUUAAGAUCUUUUAUUUAUUAAGCCCAAGGUUGUAUGUUUAUAUGAAUUUUCAUCUUAUUGCUUAACUGGACUUUUGAAACUCACUUUUAGGAAGCAUACUUUCUGAUGAGUAAUUUGGGUGGCAGAUAGACUAUGUAUUGCAUUGGAAGAAAGCGCAUGUAUUUUAAAGUGAGUAUCAUUGUGUAUUUUAACCAGGUUAGUCACAUGUGUCCCACAGUGAAACUGAGGUCAUUGUUUCCCUUUAAUAGAAUUAUAACUUGUACUUUAUUUCAGCUACAAUUUUGUGUACAAACUGUCUUAAAAAUAUGUAAUUUUUAGUUUUGAGGACCUUCUCAAAAUGACCAAUAUCAAGCAUUGUUCAAAAACAGACCACAAACAGGCUGUUUUGAAGGGAGAAGUCAUCUCUAUUUACCAGCAUCUAUUUAUCUCUCUUCCUCAAUUUCCUGACAAGUGUAAGUGCUGCCAUAUUCUACAAGAGCAGCUUAAUUUCACUUUGUGUACAUGGAAGGUUCCUAACAAAUCUGAUCCAUCUUUCAAACUAGCUUCUACUCAGACAGAAGUGUGAUCCUAAAUGUACACCUUAGCUCCAUCUUAAUUUUUGUCAGGUUUUUAGAUGUGGUCCAAGAAAUUUGUUUGUGUAAAUCAAAGCUAAUUUAUGAUAAAACUUUAAAAUAUCCUCAGCAUUUAUUUAUCCAUAUAAUUACAUGAAGACGAAAUUUCUUUAAUUUUUAUUAAAUAUUUAUUGUACCACUGUAGAAUAUUCAUGAAAUGGUAUCCUUAUGGCUGUUCGCAGGUUAAUAGUUUUAAAAAGAAAUUCCAGACUGGAUCUCACAUUUCCUGGCAUCAAGGAAAAUAAAACUAAACCCAAGAAUUGUUGGUCAGGUCUGAGCAUGUGUUGAAGCAUAAAACCCCUUACCUUGAAAUCAACAGGACCCAACAAUAUUUUAAAAUAUUAAUUUAUACAAGAAUUUUGAUGCUUUCUCUAUCCAAAGACUUGUAACAGAAUUCCUUCUUUGUUUAUACCUGCUAUUAGAUAAUGGUACUGGUGUUGACCUUAGGUGCCUUACUGUCAUCUUUGUACAGAGUAUCAGGAGCAUUUGCCGUGUUGUUUACCUGUGAAAUCUGCAGACACAGCAUUCCUAGGUAGAUUGAACUGUACUGUACUUCUUCCUAACUGCUGUUCUGGUGUAGUACAGCUGAUAAAGACUGCUCUGAAGUUUUUCUUUAUGUCCUUCUAUCUCUUCUCUUCUUGCAAUUCUUCCUCCUCUAUUUUUCUCUGUAUUUCAAUCAUCUUUUCAUUCACUACCACGAUGGAAAUACUGAAAGCUGAUUAAAAUACAUGGAGCUUAAAAAAAAAAAAAAAAUUAUCUUGUUUGAGAAAAUGUUAGUGUAUGUGGACUAGCCUCAUGUGAUCAUCAUGGAAACCAAUAUCUUCAACCUUUAAGUCCCCACCAGAAAAUGUGUGGUCCCACAGAGCUGCCACCCAGUUCUAGCUAGGGCCUCAGUAUGCUGUUUUAAUGCAAAUGGUAAUUGUGUCCCUUGGAUUCUUGGCAGUACCUCUGACUGAUGGUGGAAUUUAGAACUUUCUUACAUUUUAUUACUCAGUUAUUUAAGGUAAGGAAGACGUUAGGCAUUACUUACUUAGUUUUCAUAAUAACAGCUUCCCUAUGUCCUUACAGUAUCAGUAUAGCCAGUCACAUUUAUAACUGAUUAUGACCACAAUUUAAUAGCUACAAUCUGAAGCAACUUCAUGUUUAUGCGAGUGUUAAAUGCAGUUAAACACCUGACCAUCUACUCAAUAGCCCAAGUAUUUACCACUUUAAUGUCCUUGUUGACAUUGGGUAUACAAUGCAAAAUUGUGGCAAUACAUCUUUAAUGUAGCUCUUUGUCAUUCUACUGCGUGUGUCAGUCAUGAUACAAAAACAUGCUCUAUUACAGUUAGUCUUCUAUUACAAACCAGAUAAAUAAAUGUUAGUUUUCUACAAUCAGUCUGUAUGAUUUUUUUGAGAAAUAGGAAGAAAUGGAUCACUUUCAUGUCUCUCAAGAUCGUGCCCUUUAUUGGCCAGGAGCUUGUACACCUAGUGUUGCGCUGCUAGGAAAGUGAAGAUAAAUAAUUACCUCUAAGUCUGUUCUAGAAACACCAGUAACUAAUCACAUGGGUUUACUUUCAUGGAUUUAUUUAUUAAAGAGUGAGUAAAACAGUUGUUCCUAAGAAAAUAGUCCUAAUAGUGUUGCAGAGACACUGCAUAUAGGUAGCUUCAACUUCACAGCAUAUUAUAUGCAGUAUUUUUGAGGAAUUCUUCCUCCCCAUGGUCUCUUGUCUGAGAAAAUCAGAGUAUUUUUGCAGUGAUUGUAUCCAUAAAGAUAAUUUUUGCACUUUUCAUAGCUAUGACCAUGUUACCUGAAUACGUUUGCACUGAAAAUGUUAAAAUUCCUGUUUUAACUAAUAAGCUUUCUAAGUCAGUAUGUAGUAUAAAGAGAUGAAGGGUACUUUGUGUUGACUAAAUACGAACCAGAAUUAGAUGUCAUCUAAAACAUAUGCAAACAUAGAUUGAACGUAAUUUAGGACUUCUGGGAGAGAUAAUCAGUGAAAUGUUGUGGCAUGUACUAUGCUGUUCAGCUAAAGGGUUGUUAAGAUUCCCCUGCAACUCUUGAAAUCCUAGGGACAGAAUUCUAUCUCCUGUAAAAUGUUUCAUUAAAUUUCUCUAUACUACUAAAAUUGUGUAAAGACCUGCUUUUGUGAAUCUGUGAAAUUCAGCCAAGUAUCAAAAAAUCAGGCAGUUCUUUUUAGAACAUACAAAAACCAUGGAAAUGCCUAGACAUAAGAAUUUCAAAUGUUUUACAAAAUGGUUUAUUACAAUUUAUUUGAAGCAACACACUGUUGUAGGUUAUCAGAUGCUGCCUGGAAAAGAAAAUAAAGCUCAUACCUUGUGAAUUGUAUUCCAAAGUUUUAUACUUAAAACAGAAAUUUGUGUACAAAUUCUAGUGGAAUAUUCCAAGUAACAGUCAUAUUGCGUGGUACCAGAACUGUAACCAGGUUUCCUUUGCCCACAGACCAGUGCUGUAGCUUGGCGUUGGAGAGAAAUAUAAUCCUUAUGCAAGUGGCGGAAUUCAAACUGCAAUAUAUCACAUUUUCAGUAGUUGACAGGUGAUUUUCUAAUAGUAAGCACUCUUUGGUCAAUUUUCUAAUGUCACUUUCAUAUUUGGAAAUGUCUUGUCUAUAUUCCUGCAGUUCUUUCUUAAGGAACUGAAUUUCCUCUGCCAUGUUUGUUACCGCUGUUGAUAACCUCUCGCAUUCUUCAUUUGCACUUUCACAGGUAACAGCAGCCAUCUUUUCUUCUACUUUCUGGUUCCGAAUUUGAAAAUCAUGUUGUGGCUGUACUGAAUGUUGGUUUCUAUUAUGGAAUUGAUUCCUCUCUUCCUCAAGGAUGUUCUUCUCGUUUUGGAGUUCUUUACAUUUUCUUAAGAAGUUAUUUGCUUCCUUAAUACAUUCCUUGUUAUCUUCUUGUGAUUCAACUAACUGAAUUUGCACACUUUUCUUUCGUUUAGCUAAAUCCUUAAUUUGCAUCUGACAUUUUGAUAUUUUUUCCCUCAAAGACUGCACGGUAAGCGUAAGAGGUUCCACUUUGUUCUUGAGAGCUAAAUUUUUAUUCGGAAGAUCGCACACUGUUUUUUGCAAAUGCUCCAAAUUUUUCAGGGACUUUUGCAAUGCAACACUUUUGCCACCAUAUUCAGAGGCUACUUUGAUUUUGCUGAACUUCUGAUUUCCUGGCCUCUGUAAGGUUUGAUUUAAAGUAGUCUGCUGUUGUUGUUCUUUUUCUAGUUGCUCUUUGUUAUCAAGCAUUAGUAACUUAUCCUUCACCACCUUGGUAAAAGAAUUAACCUGGAAUCUGUCACAUUCACUGUAAUUGAUCCUAAAUUCUUUAUGUACAUUUUUGCUUUGAGAUUCUGCUUUUUCACUGUAUACUGUUGUAGGAGAACCACUCCCUACAUUGACAUAUUCGGAGUCUUUAUAAAAUUCUUGAUCAAAAUGUAGGCUAUUUUCUUUAACUGGAGCUAAAUCAAUAUGUGUUUCAUCUAAAGAGAUCACCAUUUCUGCACUUUCUUUUAAGUUAUUUAAUUUUUCUCUGGAUAAAAAGCCAGAUUUUUCUGUAUUAUUUGCUAACAAAUCCAAAUUAUUACAGACUGACUUCUGAAAUUCUUCUUUCAGCAAAUUAGUAGGAUAAUUAGUAUUGUGUAUUUUAUGAAAUUCUUUCCCAAAUUUGGGAAAAGGUAUAUGAUGUUUAUAUUUACUCAAAAUUACAUUCUCAUGGGGAGCAUUCAACCUUUGUGUCUCCAAAUCAGUGGCAGAUAGCAAAUGUCCACAUUUAUGUUCAUUUUUGAUUGAGUGUAUCCUGUUGUUUCCAAACAGAUCUUCUGAAUUUUCAACCUUUUCAGUUGCUAUAGUUUUAAGUGAAAUCCUCUGUGGAGUAUUUAUAUCACUGAUGAUACUUCCAGUAUUGGAAUUUGCUUCCAUGUGCUCAUCUGAACAGAGUUGUUGAUCAUGAUUAACUUUUCUCUUAGAAGGCAGCAGUUCAGGGUUUUCCAUAAGCUACCUCACAAAAUCAAAAACAAAUGUACAAAAAACUGUCAUGCUGGAAAAAUUGUGGAACAUUGCAGUACUGGAAACACAGGACAACUAAAUUGUUACCAAAGCCAUUUAUCAAUCAAGACUUGUACAGUUUACCUCUGACAAUUCCAUUUACCCAUUAAAAGAAUGUAAACAAUUAUCGUAGGCCCCAUUUUGUUCAAUACUGGGCUUUGGAGUGGGCACAAAAUACCAAGUGUCUUAAAUUGAUUUUAUUUCCAGCAAAGGAGGGAUGAUUUAAGGAGACUGUGGUUUCUCUUUGAUUGUUUUUAUCAUCACAGUCCCUAUGAAAUAAGGGCAAACUGGAGUUCACGCUAAAUAUAGACAGAAAAAGUAGCAUUUAUGCAGCAUUUCAUAGGAGAGGGACAAAAUUUAUUCCCUGACUUCAUGUCUCUCUGACAUCCUCGACUCUCUGCCCUGUCUCCCUAUAUGCUUUGCAUUGCACACUGAAGAGAAUCCAAAUUAAUUUUGGGAAGAUCAGGUUACAGUUUUACCUGUGCAGAAGAGAAACUGAGUUUUAAUCAUAAUGGGUGGGAGGGAAUAAUAUAUGUAAUUAUGGCUAAAGUUUUGCUACCCAGAAAAACCUCAGGAAGAUGAUACUGCUUUUUUUUUUUUUUUUCUUUUUAAAAUCCAGAAUAACUCUUGGGUUAUUUUCCAAAAAAACACAUCACUCUCAAAACCCAAGGCCCAGCUAAAGAACAACUUGUUUUUGUAGGUAAAAAUUGUUAAACAUACCAGAGAAGCAUCACUUGGCGUGCAAGUCAUCAGAAUCUCGUCUGAAUUACAAGGUGGAGUUUUCCUUGCAAAUAUAUUUUUAUUUAGUAUCUCAUGGAUUUUAGACUGUGCCUGAAAAAUAUUGAGAUUGUUUACAAAAAUCUUAAAUGUAGAAAUAUUUAAUUUUCCAAACAUAUCCUAUUACUCAAGUUCUCUCUUAGGAAGGACAGACCAGAUAGGAGUGGCAUGUAGAAAUUCCGAAUUGUUUAUAACCAACAAAGUGUAAAAUUAAAUGUCCUUCCAGCAUAAGCCAUUUAUGUUUUAUAUAAAGAACCAGAUAAAAUGAUGCCAGAAAAAAUGCUCCUGAAAAGGUGGCUUGGCAUUUUGUGAAACAUGACAGUUUGCAACAGGUUCUGCUGACAGUGAUGUAAUAUGGAAUUAACUUCUUUAAAAACAACAGAGCUUCCUUGAGUUUCCAGUGAUGUAAGUGAGAGAAGGAUCUAGUCCUUCCCUUUUUUAUUUCCUAACUCAGUUUUGGUUUUCCUUUGUUUUUCUGAGGUUUUAAAAUAGGUUUUAGAAGGCUCCAAAUAAUACUGUGACUGGGUGAGCAAGAACCUAGAAGUGAGAUUAUCUUUUUUAAGAUGGACAGAUAUUUAAAUGUAUACUUAAUGUACACAAUAGUCUAAGAAUAUAUCUUACUUAAAACACCUAUGGCAGUAUCUAAAAAUGCAGCAGGAGGCUGUUGUAUUUUAAGAGCAUUUGUGUUCUACUUUUACCGUGGUAAUAUUCUGCAAUGUCUCUUGCCGAAAUGUCUGAAAUGAUUCCAGCUGUUGCUGAAGAAUCUAAAAUGUAUAAAAUAAAUAUCAGAAAAUUGAUAAA